AAACUAGAAAUUUAGCAGUGUAGUCUACUUACUGACUACUUGAGUCGAAAGUCGUCGACAAUCGUGGCAUGUAUGGACGGACCGUGUCUAUAAUCGUGGCUCGGUGUAAAUGUAUAGUGUCAAAUUAACCAUGUUGAAACGCAUAUUUGGCAUCGUAGAAAUCAAUUGAGAAUAAUAAAAAAUGGUGUCAUUAAUAAAAAAGCAACUAUUGAAACAUUUAUCAAGGUUUACCAAGAACUUAUCUGCUGAUAAAAUAAAUUUAAGUGCAUUUAAAGGUGAAGGCGAACUGACAAACUUAGAACUUGAUGAAAUAGUUUUAACUGAUUUGUUAGAAUUGCCGUCAUGGCUUAGAUUAACAAAUGCUUGGUGCAAUAAAGUUUCAUUUCGUAUACAAUGGACCAAAUUAAGAAGUGUUCCUAUUUUUUUGAGUUUAGACGAAGUUCAUAUAGAAGUAGAAACAUGUGAAGAUUUAAGAGAUUUAUCUUCUCCGCAAGGGCUUUCUUCAUAUACUGGUCCUGCAAAAUAUUCUUUUAUACAUAAAGUAAUCGAUGGUAUAACAGUGACUGUUAAUACUGUAUCAGUUACAUUCAAAAGUCCUGCAUUCAUUGCUUCAGUUCAGAUGAAUCGCAUUAUUGUGGAAUCGAAAUCUGCAACAUGGCAACGGUGUGAUCUAAGGACUACUAGAGUGAAAGAUCCUGAUCGUGGACAGUUACUUAUUUUUAAAGAAUUAGAAUGGCAGACAGUUAGAAUAGAGGCACAAAGUACUAAAGAUAAGAACCUUACGCCAUUACGUUUACUUACAAAUCAAGCAAGGUGUCGGAUUACUAUUAAAAAAAGAAUAUCAGAUUGUUUUGUUAUGGGAUCAAGACUGAUUCUUAUAUUAGAUGAUCUCUUAUGGGUUUUAACAGAUUCACAGUUGAAAGCAGCACUUCAUUUUAUUGACUCUUUAGGUGGCUUGAUAGAAAAAGCUACAGUAUUAGAGCGUAAAACUAAAGCAGCUAGAAAAUUAGAGGUAUUGCCAGAGUAUCAAGCACAAAUAUCUCAACAAUCAAGAACAAAAAAUCAAUAUAAUACUGCUAUCUCUAAAAUUUUUACCAGAUAUGAUGUUGUAGAAACUUCAUAUCAUUUUCUUUGUCAAAGAAUUGAUUUACAUUUAUGUGAUGAUGCUGGUAAUGGUAGAUCCUCCCAUCCCGACUUAAAGGAUGGUGGUGCACUGCAAAUUUCAUUAGUUAGAUUUCAAGUUGAUUAUUAUCCAUAUCACUUAGCAAUGGCUGAUAGAAAACAUUGGGCUAAAUAUAAAGAAAAUGCUACACCUCACAGCCAAUGGUUACAGCAAUCCUUAAGUUCUUUUCGAAGUCAGUUUAUGGAUCUCAUAGAUUCUGGCAGAACACAGCAUUCUCCUUUAACUAGGAGUCAAGGAAACAUUACAGUUAAUAACACAAAAGGUUUAGGAGACAAUUCGGAAAAGGGUAAUCAAUCUCAAAAUAUAAACAUAACUGUUGAUGACAAAAAAAAGUCGCAACAUCCUAGUGGUAAUCCAGUGAAAAAUUACAUUUUGGAACAGCUGGCUAAAUUAAUGACGACAUGCAUUAUAAUAAGGAUAGAUGAUUUUACCUUGUACAAAGUAACUACAACGUCUCGUAACCCUGUACCAAAAGAAUUUGUUAUGGCUCAAACAAGGAAGAAACAUGCAACAGGUGACAGAGACAAAUUUUGUCUUCCAGAAGAUGUUACAAUUGUUCAUGCUGAAUUUACAUAUUAUUAUUAUCCUGGAGAUAUUACAUUUCCAUUGCCACCACCAAAAUUUUAUGUACAACUGAAUCCUAUCCAAGUAAAUUUUGAUGUCUGUUCCUGCUUAUGGUUUAAUUCAUUUGCAUUAAAUUUAUAUCAUUCUCUAAUGAAUAAGGAUAAACAAUCAACAUAUACUUCCACUAAUUUAAUGUAUUUUGAUGUGAAAAUUGAAGCUAUACUUCCAAGGGUAGUUUUUGAAAGCCAACAAGAUUAUCCUAAUCAGAAGGAUAGGCCAAAGUCUUUGCACAUACAGACGUCGAGAGCGUCAAUAACAAAUGUUCGAUCCGCAGAAAGAUCUUCAAGAGCAGAUUUAGCACAGUGUGUAAAUGCUUUUCAAAUGGGACAGAUGUUUUUUGCUACAGACUUUCCAAAUAGAUCGAAUGAUUUUCAUAUUCUUACAGAUAAAUUUUUGGCACAUUGCGCAGGCACUGAUAAUAUUCGAUAUCCACCACCUAAUUUUAGUAGUAAUUCUGUAAACGAAUUAGUUCGUCAAUUACACCGGGAGCUUUUAUGGACUGAAGCUAAAGACAUAUGGUGUUGUAAUUUGGAACCCGUUUGGGGAGAUUUUCUUGGUGCUCGUGCGGUCGGACAAAACCGACCUGUGCCAUUCCUUGAUGCAUUUCCUUUAACUCUAUGGUGUUACAUGUCUAUGAAAUCGUCAGAGAAAGAUUCAUCAGAAAAUAAAUCUACUGCUGACAUUCAUGGUCUUGCAUACAUAAGCAAUUUAGUUAGCGUCCAGAUAAAUCAUUAUCAAUAUUUGUUUUUGUUAAGGUUAUCGGAAGUUUUAUCGGAAAUGGCAACGUAUCUAAAUAUUGAUUCUAAUAAAAUAUUAAAGGUUGAUUGUGGUAGUUCACUUGUUAUUGGUGCAUUGAUACCACAAGUAGAAGUAACAUUUGUCAUGCCGUCGCAUACCCCUGGUAAAGAAAAUUCUGGAGGUGAUUUGGAAUCCGUUAUGCCAGAUUCAUCUAGCAUAGCAGACGACAUUCCAGGUUCGUCUAUUCCAUGGCAAAGUACAGAACGAGUUGAGAGCAGUAGUAAAAAGAUUAAUAUAAAUAAUGAAACAAUAACGCCACAAAGUGACGUAUCAUCAAUGUUGUCAAUGGAUUUUAUACAUUCUAGUAUACCUCAAACUGUUGUGACUUUUAAACAAAAUGGUACCAAUAAACACGAAAAUAAUAUGCAGAUAAGAAAUGUAGCACCUGAUAAAAGGUGCAUUGCUGUAGAAGAAGAGAAAUCAUUGCCUACUUUAAGAUAUAAUGCUGAUGCUACAAAUAAGCAUAGUAAAGGAGAUUCGUCUUCAAAUACACCAUUCAUUCCUAAUAAUUUCAACGUUGGUCUCUCUUCUAUGAAAAAAGGAUUAAGUAAUUUGAUGACAUCAAUUGAUUCAGCUUUGAAGGCUUCUCCAGAAGAUGGUAGCAGUGAUACUGUAUCUAUAAGAAGUGAUGUUAGUUCUGACAGUGAGAACUACGUUUUAAUUAAUCUUCAAGAUCAAGAAAAAUUAGAUACAAUGUUUUCUGUUGAUAAUUCAAUUAGAAUAACAGCAGUAGAAGAAGCUAGUGAAGUAGUUGAAGAAACUCCUGAUACUCAGAGUGAAAAAUCUAUGGAUAGUGUGUGUAAACGAAAGGAUAUUGUAUCUAUGGCAACAUUUAAAUUAUCUAAAGUUGAAUUUAUUCAACAAUCUCUUGGAUAUGCAUCAUCAAUUAAAGUUCAAAUUUCAAAUAUUGGUAAUGAUGAAUGUUCAUCUAUCCCAUGGGAUGAAUUUCAGGUCAAGAGAAAGACAAAAUUCAGUGCACGAUCACGAGGUUGGGUCGAAUUACCUUCAGAUUCUAACUGUAGAUCAUGUAUUAAACUACGUUUGGAUCAUGAUUUAAAAUGCAAGUCAGAUUCUUGGAAAUUGUCUCAAGCAAGUCGAGCUAUAAGGAAUAAAAAUAUGCACUUAAAUCAGAAUCAAGAUAAUACAGCUGAGGAAGAGGUAGAUACUACUAUAGAUGUACAUAACAAACAAAGUGUUUUGGAUUUGUUUGAAGAUAAAUUAGAAGUUAAAGUUACUAAUGUAUCUAUGGCCUUGUCUAUGAGUUCAAUAAGUGGUCUUACAGACUUAACUGAAGAUGAAAUUAUACCUAGGCCGAUACCAUUGCAGAUAUAUCUGGAGAGUAUAUCAUUGCGUUUAAAUGAAGAUCGUCCACCGAAUAAUAUAACUUCGCCAGGACCAAUUCCUAUAGAUCUGAAUAUUGCAAAGCUUAAGAUAGUACGAGAUGCAAAUGGAGUUUUUCAUAUCGAACCAGUUGUAAAUUUGUUGAGCAGGAGUAAUUCCCUUGUAACACUCACAAACAGUGAUACUCAAAUAGUCGAGAAUAUAAAUCAUGAAAUGGAACUAAAUAUUUUAAGACAGUCCAGUAAACAGUUGAAAUUGGAUAAUGAACAGCUUCGACGUCGUCUCAAUGCUUUGGAGAAAAUAUCAGAAGAAAAUGCGAAAUUAAUACGUAUAAAAGAAGAAUCUACUGUAAUCAAAUCUCAUUUAAGUGCAGCACAAGAAGACAUACAGCUGCUUCUGAAAGAGAAAAGAGCCUUGCAAGAAACAAUAACAGAACUUCAAAAUCGAAUAAUUGGAAGUGGCCCAGGCAGUGCUACUCGUGCAUCUUGGUCAUCAAAGAGAUAGCAUACCAGUUGUUUUGAUUGUUCCAAAUGUUGUAGUUCGAAUAAGUCAUAAUAAUAAUUUUAUUAAUUAUUACUUUUCAUAUUAUUAGAAGUGAAAUUUUACACAGUUGAAUUAUGUGUUUUCAUAGCAUCUAUAUUUAACUUAAAGAGAGAAAGGUAUGUCAUACUAGAACUUUUGGAUCCUUACUAUACGAAUUUAAUAUGUUACAUUGACUUUUAAGUCUUAUAAAGGGAAAACUUGAAUAACACAUUUAUUAUAAUAUGUUAUGGGCAAAAAUUUCCUGAGUUUACUUGUUUUGUAUAUUAUCUUGUCUACCAUAUUUAUGCUAGUAAUUGCCUUUAGCUAUUCAAUAGUCAUUAUUCAAGCUAUUGAAUAGUUAUUCAAAUCUAUUCAAGCUAUUCAAUAAUCAUUAAGAUAACAUUCAGUUAUAUAAGAUGCACUUACAUGAAAUAUGCUGAUUUUUACUAUGAGCGAGUACAAGGCGAUAAAUAAUGGCAAUAGUAGUCAGUGUUUAGCAUUUUCAUUAAUGAAACAAAUAAAGAAAAGAUUGGUGGAAUGAAUAUUCUGGAUAUAUACAUGUGUAUUUAUGAUAUGCGAUAAUACACGUGUUAAAACGUGAUGUA
Messenger RNA from Bombus impatiens (common eastern bumble bee), 5073 nucleotides. RefSeq names its product UHRF1-binding protein 1. The coding region runs from base 182 to 4450 and encodes 1422 amino acids. The transcript is spliced from 18 exons. NCBI's taxonomy places the organism in Eukaryota, Metazoa, Arthropoda, Insecta, Hymenoptera, Apidae. The record is from RefSeq and is a predicted model, not a curated record.